AUGGCAGUUUACAGUGACCAAGGGGUGCCAGCUUCGUUUAGUGUUCCUACUGGAGCAGUAAUACCUUUUGGUUGUAUGGAAUUUGCAUUAGAAAGAAGCAAGUCUAUAGAAAGCUUCAGGUCAUUGGUAGAACAGAUUGAAACAGCCAAACUUGAAGGUGGAGAACUUGAUAGACUCUGCAAUGAACUCCAGGAAUUGAUAACUUCCCUGCGGCCUGCAAAAGACAUUGUUGAGAGCUUAGGGAAAAUAUUUCCAGGUGAUGCGCGUUUAAUUGUCCGCUCAAGUGCAAAUGUUGAGGACUUAGCUGGAAUGUCAGCUGCUGGACUCUACGAAUCUAUUCCUAAUGUCAGCCCUUCAAAUUCUACCAUUUUUGGGCAUGCUGUUAGCCGAGUAUGGGCUUCACUAUACACCCGAAGAGCUGUUUUAAGCCGUAGAGCUGCUGGGGUGCCUCAAAAGGAGGCUGCCAUGGCUGUGCUUGUGCAAGAAAUGCUUUCACCUGAUUCAUCUUUUGUGCUCCACACACUCAGCCCAUCUGACAAUGAUCAGAAAUCUGUUGAGGCUGAGAUUGCCCCUGGGCUUGGCGAAACUCUAGCUUCAGGCACCCGGGGCACACCUUGGCGUCUAUCUUCUGGCAAAUUUGAUGGGCAGGUGCGCACAUUGGCAUUUGCGAAUUUCAGUGAAGAGUUGGUUGUGCGUGGUACUGGUCCAGCUGAUGGUGAAGUUAUCCAUUUGACAGUAGAUUAUAGCAAAAAGCCCUUAACAGUUGACCCUGUAUUCCGGCAGCAACUUGGUCAGCGUCUUGGUGCUGUUGGAUUCUUUCUAGAGCGUAAGUUUGGCUGCCCACAGGAUAUUGAAGGAUGUGUGGUUGGGAAAGAUAUCUACAUUGUGCAGACGCGCCCCCAACCUCUGUAG
This is a messenger RNA of Ilex paraguariensis (yerba mate), 912 nucleotides long. The record is from the annotation of a GenBank genome assembly. NCBI's taxonomy places the organism in Eukaryota, Viridiplantae, Streptophyta, Magnoliopsida, Aquifoliales, Aquifoliaceae.